Messenger RNA from Acipenser ruthenus (sterlet), 3620 nucleotides. Its product is annotated as desmoglein-2.1-like. Gene Ontology annotation, molecular function: calcium ion binding. The coding region runs from base 334 to 3357 and encodes 1007 amino acids. Gene Ontology annotation, biological process: homophilic cell-cell adhesion. The record is from RefSeq and is a predicted model, not a curated record. The transcript has 14 exons. Gene Ontology annotation, cellular component: plasma membrane; desmosome. NCBI's taxonomy places the organism in Eukaryota, Metazoa, Chordata, Actinopteri, Acipenseriformes, Acipenseridae.
GAUCAAGUCCUUAAUGUCCUCACUCCGUUGCUUUUUAUAUUGAACAGAGAUCAAGUGGAUCAAGCUUUGGUAGAUGUGCUGCCAUGCUUAUAAUUCCAGUUUAACUAGCAAAAUUGACUUCUAGCACAGGUGUAUAGACUUGAGAAAGAAAGCCACCACUCUUACUUAAAGUAUAGCUUAUCGAACCCAGGUCCCAAAUCUUUAUCCUUGGCUCAGAGGAGGCGUCCUGAAGAGGAGUCUUAGUGGAAGGGGGGGUCACAAGCAUAUAAAAAGAAAAGAAACAUCAAAAGAAGAAAUAGGUUCAGGGGGAGUUUUAUAAAGGAGUUACCCGUCAUGGCUGGAAUUUCCUUUCCAGGAUUUGGUUUGCUGUUUCUGUUAAUGAUUUUGGAAAGUCAUGUGAAAGCAGAAUGGAUUAUUCCACCGGUUGAAGUUAGAGAAAAUGAAGACUACUCCAGCAAAAACCCAAUUGCCAAAAUUCGAUCUGAUGCACCAGGUGUAGUUAAAUAUGAAAUUGUUGGUGAAGGAGCUGAUCAGAAACCUUAUCACUUAUUUACUAUUAAUCCAGACAAUGGUGAAAUUAGCAUCAGAGCAACUGUUGACAGAGAAGAAAAGGCUAUCUACAAACUGAAAGGACGUGCUUAUAACUCUGCAGGAAAACAAGUGGAAAAUGAUAUUGACCUGAAGAUUAAAAUUAAAGAUGUUAAUGAUAACGGCCCGAUGUUCACGCAGAAAACAUUUUCUGGCAGCGUUUAUGAACUGAGUGAGAGAGAUACUUUUGUAAUGCAAAUUAAUGCAACUGACGCAGAUGAGCCAAACUCAAGAAAUUCACUCAUUGCUUACAAAAUACUUGAACAGAGCCCUGCAGAUAUGUUUUCUGUUGAAAGCAGCACUGGCAGAAUUAUGGUAGCAGAGUCUACCCUUGACAGAGAGAAACAGUCAAAGUAUACUCUUACGGUACAAGCCAAAGAUUUGGAUGGAGAAUCGGGUGGUCUGGCUAACACAGUACAAGUUGACAUUAAAAUUAAAGAUGUCAAUGAUAAUGCCCCAACACUGGAGAUGGAGUCUUAUGAAGGUAGUGUUGUUGAAAAUACAAAAGGCGUGGAAGUAAUGAGAAUGAAAGCCCUUGAUGCAGAUGAAGAAUUUUCAGACAACUGGCUUGCUGAAUUCGAAAUUGAAUCAGGCAAUGAAGGGGGUUACUUCAGGAUUGAGACAGAUCCUAAGACUAAUGAAGGGAUUUUAAUUCUACAAAAGGAAAUUGACUAUGAAGAAAUACAGAGCCUUGCCCUCACUGUUGUUGUCAGAAACAAAGUAGCUUUCCAUAUUUCAACAACAUCCUCAUCAUAUUCUUUCAUUCAAAAACAUUUUCUAGUUAAAAUCAAUGUGAAAAAUGAGCCUGAAGGUCCUAAGUUUUCCCCAAAGGUAAAGGUAAUUCCCAUUUCUGAGGAGACAUCAAAAGUGGUUCUUUCAAAAGUAAUUGCAAAGUAUCCAGCCAUUGAUGCAGACUCUGGAAAAAUUGCUGAGAGAGUCAAGUAUGUAAAGAAAUAUGAUCUUGAUAAUUGGCUGAUAAUUGAUCCAAAGACUGGAGAUAUUAAACUUGCAAAAGUACCAGACCGUGAAUCAAAAUUUUUAGUUAAUGGCACAUACACUGCAGAAAUAUUGGCCAUUACAGAUGAUUUACCUGCAAAAACCGCCACUGGUACUGUUGCAAUCCAGGUAGAAGACUUCAAUGAUCACUGUCCAACUCUUACAAGUACCUCUACAGCCAUGUGUUCCGAUGACAAAUCAGUGAUAGUCACAGCUGUAGAUGAAGAUGCGGAUCCCAAUAGUGUCCCCUUCAAAUACAAGAUUGUUGAUGAACCUGAGGGUACAGCGCAGAAAUGGAAAGUUGAACCUCUCAAUGGAACUAGCAUGAUACUCAGACCCAUGGAAACCUUUUGGCCUGGUCAAUAUGGUGUACCCCUUUUAAUAUAUGAUCAGCAGGGGAAAUCCUGUAGUGACAAACAGGUUCUAAAUAUUGCUGUCUGUACCUGUAAUAAUACCGGGGCCUGUGCACAGUCUGACAGAUUUCAAUUAACUGGAGCUAGACUUGGCGCUGCGGCUAUUGGUCUUAUGAUUCUAGGACUCUUACUGCUACUACUUGUGCCUCUUCUGCUGCUAUUUUGUUCAUGUGGAGCUGGAGCGAAAUGUGAUUUUGUGCCAAUUACUGAUGGUUCAGCAGGACAUUUGAUUUUUUAUGACAUAGAACAAAAGGGUGAAGAUAAGGCAGUUCCAGCUCUUCUAUCACCAAUACGCAAGGACUUCACUGGAAGCAAUGGCAGUGGCAUGAAGACACCAGGAUUUAGAGAAUCUCCUAUGAUGCCAGGACAUAACUCAAUAGGAUAUGGGUCUGGUUGUGAAGCAGACUGGGGGCACUCUAAGGGAUGGAGUGUAGGUGCCUUUGAGGGUAUAGCGCUACAUGAGACUUACUUGGAACAGUACUAUAUGGAGAAGGCUAAAUAUGUUUUAACGGAAGGUCAUUUACAAAAAGAUGCCAUGUUGGUGUAUGAUUACGAAGGCCAGGAGUCCCCUGUGGGUUCGAUAGGAUCUUGUAGCUUUAUUGAAGAAGAUCUGGACCAAAGCUUCCUAAAUGAACUAGGACCAAAGUUUAAGACUCUUGCUGAACUCUGCAGGGGCACAGAGAUGACUUCAGGAGUUUCAGUUAAGCAGCCUAGUGUUGCUGUUCAGCACACCACCAUGUCCACUAACUCAGCCAUCACCAAUAAUUGUGUGGUGACCAACAAAACCAAUGAGGUGAUCAGCCCAGUUCCAGCACUCCAGGUCCAAAAGAAUGUGGUUGUUACAGAAAACAUGCCUCCUCCUCUUCUUCCUCAGCAAGUCGUAUAUCUCCAGAAAAAUGUAGUUGUUUCUGACCCUGGCUAUGUUCAACAGCCUGUAUACUAUGCCACUAACCCAGUCAUUCAGACCACUCGAUACAUUGUUGAGCCACAGAUCCAAAGGAAUGUUGUGAUAGAAAGGUCUUCUGUCCCUGGCUUGCAAGGUCAUCUUCUAAUGAGUGACAUUCCAAGCACUCAGAAUGUGAUGGUGACCCAGAAGAGAUUGGUGCAUGGCUCAGAUAUUCAGGGUGGCAUGGUGGUGGGAUUAGAUCAGGGUACUCUGCGUAUGAGUGAAAUGCCUGGUUCACAGACUGUAACCGUAACAGAGAAGAGAGUGGUAUCUGAUUCCAGUAUGCAGGGUGGAAAGAUGGGGUUUGGUCAGGGUACUCUGCGCAUGAAUGUAAUGCCAGGCUCACAGAAUGUAACGGUAACAGAGAAGAGAGUGGUAUCUGCAAGUAGUGUGCAGGGUGGUUUAAUAGGAUGAAAUAAGAUGCACUUGGCAUAUAUAGAGGGUCAUUUAAAAAACAUGUAUAUACACACACAGUUGUAAUCAAAAGUUUACAUACCUCAAUGUAAAUUUAUAAUUUCUAGACAUUUCUCAAACUAAUACCUUUGAAUUUGCAUUUUUAGAGUUUUGCUUAAAAAAUUGCUGAAAUAAAUCAUCUAUUUCUAGUAACUUUUUUCCUCAUCCACAAAAGCAAAACUUUUGCUACAAAAGAUUUUUCCUAAAAUUCUGAAUUUCCAUUG